Molecule: messenger RNA, 1973 nt
Organism: Aricia agestis (brown argus)
Lineage: Eukaryota; Metazoa; Arthropoda; Insecta; Lepidoptera; Lycaenidae
Gene: black
Product: cysteine sulfinic acid decarboxylase
Exons: 4
Coding region: 88-1611 (507 amino acids)
Biological process (GO): carboxylic acid metabolic process
Cellular component (GO): cytoplasm
Molecular function (GO): pyridoxal phosphate binding; carboxy-lyase activity
Source: RefSeq, a predicted model, not a curated record
UGGCGACGGCCGGCCGCUGCUAAAAUAAUAAUAUUUUAUAAUAAUAGUAUUAUUUAAUAACAAUAGAAUUAUUUAAUAGUUGAAAAAAUGCCUGCCGAUUCAACAAUCUUUGCAGCGGAGGUAAAAGUUGAAGAUCAUUUCCAAAGCCUGCCAGAGAGAUCCAAGCAUGAGGACUUUAUUCGGCGUGCCGUGGAUUUGUUGGUGGAGAGGGUGGUCUUCGGAAGGUCCACCAGGACGUCCAGGGUGGUGGAAUGGGCAGCUCCGGAUGAUAUCAGGAAGUGUAUCGACCUGAAACCCAGGGAGGGUCCGGUUUCGCACGAACAACUUUUGGUGCUAAUGGCUGAUGUAGCGCGGUAUUCAGUGAAUACUGCACAUCCAUACUUUGUCAACCAGCUGUUCUCAUCCGUCGACCCUUACGGGCUCAUCGGGCAAUGGCUGACGGAUGCCCUCAACCCCAGCGUGUACACCUUCGAGGUGGCGCCAGUCUUCACCCUGAUGGAGGAGGAGGUUCUCCGGGAGAUGAGGAGCAUAGUGGGGUAUAGGGAUGGGGAUGGAGACGGGAUCUUCUGUCCCGGUGGCUCCAUAGCCAACGGAUACGCUAUCAGCUGCGCGAGAUAUUUUAUGCAUCCGGAAAUCAAGACCAAAGGCGUGUACGCUGUGCCAAAACUGGUGAUGUUUACAUCCGAACUGGCACACUACUCCACGAGAAAAAUGGCCGGUUUUAUGGGUAUCGGCAGCGAGAAUUGCAUAAAUGUGAAAGCAGAUAAAUGUGGCAAAAUGGACGUUGAAGAUCUAGAACAGAAGAUAAAAGCAGCAGUAGAAGACGGAUGCAAGCCUUUUAUGGUCACCGCGACGUCCGGAACGACAGUUUUUGGGGCAUUCGAUCCUAUUAUACCUAUUGCUGAAGUGUGCAAAAAAUACAAGGUGUGGUUGCACGUGGACGCCGCCUGGGGCGGAGGAGCUUUGAUGUCCAAGAAACAUAAACAUCUUCUGCGAGGAAUUGAAAUGGCCGACUCUGUGACGUGGAAUCCCCACAAGCUGCUAGCCGCGCCGCAGCAGUGCUCCACAUUUUUGACGAAGCACAAGACCAUCCUAAAGGAAUGCCACUCGUCGAACGCGACAUAUCUCUUCCAGAAGGACAAAUUCUACGACACGUCCUACGACACAGGAGACAAGCACAUCCAGUGCGGCAGAAGAGCCGAUGUCCUCAAAUUCUGGUUCAUGUGGAAAGCGAAAGGGCACUCCGGUUUCGAGAAACACAUAGACAAAGUUUUCGACAACGCGAAAUACUUCCUCGAUCACAUAAAGCAGCGGAACGGCUUCAGAAUCGUACUUGAGAAACCAGAAUGUACGAACGUAAUGUUUUGGUACGUUCCCAAAUGUCUGCGAGGCUGUGAGACCGACCCAGACUAUAAUGAAAGGCUGCAUAAGGUCGCGCCGAAGAUAAAAGAGCGAAUGAUAAAGGAGGGAUGCAUGAUGGUCACGUACCAGCCCCAAGGCGAACUCGUCAAUUUUUUCCGCAUUGUCUUUCAAAAUUCCGCUUUGGAUCAUAAAGACAUGAUUUAUUUCGCGGACGAGUUCGAAAGAUUGGGAUCGGAAAUAAUGGUCUAAAGGAUAUUCGGUUAUCCAAAGAUAAAUCGACUCGAAUUUUUCGAGUGAGGGUUUGGUACAGUGCAAACUUCUUAGUUUCUUUGGCAAUUACAAUAUGAGAAACAAGAAAAAACCCCGAAAGAGAUUGGAAAUGUGGCCGUGCUGUAUGCUUGUGAAAGUCAAGGUUUGCGCCAAUAUUAUAUUGUUAUUGUGGCAAAAUAAACUGCGCUCUGUGAUUUAUUUUAUAGAUAAGAUCGUUAAGUUACAUAGAUAAGUAACACGCGAAAUAAUCCUAUUGUAUUUAUUUUUAGUAUAGAUAAUCUUAAAAAUGACGUUAACUCAUAGAUGAUAAGCGUACUAGGAUAAAUUAUGAUUCUAAAAUU